Molecule: messenger RNA, 1345 nt
Organism: Striga asiatica
Lineage: Eukaryota; Viridiplantae; Streptophyta; Magnoliopsida; Lamiales; Orobanchaceae
Source: the annotation of a GenBank genome assembly
CUCUUUUGUCUCUUACUAUAAAUUAAAAUUUUCUCAUCAAGCCCUAAUCAAAACGAAUUUCAGUAAACCCCAGCGGGUCGAGCUUUUUCCUCCGACCUCCGACGGUAAGAUUGUGCUAAUUUUGGUCGGAAAAGAAAAUGGCGGAGCACUUGGCGUCGAUAUUCGGGACGGAGAAGGACAGGGUCAACUGCCCGUUCUAUUUCAAGAUCGGCGCGUGCAGGCACGGCGACCGGUGCUCGCGCCUCCACACGAAGCCCAGCAUCAGCCCCACGCUCCUGCUCUCCAACAUGUACCAGCGCCUAGACAUGGUCACCCCUGGCGUUGACCCUCAAGGCCAACCCCUCGAUCCUAAAAAGAUCCAAUCUCAUUUUGAGGAUUUCUACGAAGAUUUGUUUCGGGAGCUAAGCAAGUAUGGUGAUAUUCAAAGCCUCAACAUCUGUGAUAAUCUGGCAGACCACAUGGUGGGUAAUGUCUACAUCCAAUUUAGGGAGGAAGAUCAAGCUCAAAUUGCUCUUCAAAAUCUCAUGGGGAGGCCUUACAACGGCCGGCCCAUAAUUGCUGACUUCUCUCCCGUGACGGACUUCCGUGAGGCCACGUGUAGGCAAUACGAAGAAAACGUUUGCAACCGGGGAGGAUACUGUAACUUCAUGCAUCUUAAAAAGAUAGGCAGAGAGCUGAGACAGCAACUAUUCCGGAAAAGGAGAAGCAGGCAUGACCGCAGUAGAAGCAGAAGUCGUAGUCCACGUCAUCGUAAAUAUGAAGACAGACAUGGUUUGAGUAGGAGGAGUGAGCAUGGUCACCAUGACAGGGGUAGAAAGGUCCGUAGCCGAAGUCCAUCCGGAAGGAGAAAUCGGAGCUCCAUCAGAGAAAGUAGUGUUGAGAGAAGGGCGAAAAUUGAGCAGUGGAACAGGGAAAGGGAGGAGGGAGAACGGGACAGAGAUCGUCAUAAUGGAAAAAAGGAUGAUGGCAACUCCAAGGAGGAUACUAAGCGAGAUUUGUCCGAGAAUGGGAAUGAAAGUUAUGACGUUUGAAGCGCGUUAGCACACUGUCUUCUGCAGAAAAAGAUUGCAGCAAUUUAUACAAUUGGAGCCUCAGGUAUGAAUGAUGCUUCUGGUUUUCUUCCGACAUGAAAGUGACCCUUUUACAGCAAUGGCUUACAGCCACAUCUAUAGUAAUCUGUUUCUCGGCACCUUUUCCAAUUCCCAAGUUGCGUGAUUUUAGACUUUGUUUUAUUUUCAUUGUGUUGAAAGAAGUUCAAUCUAAUUGCUGACAUUUAUAAAUGUGUUCGUAGUAUGUUCAAGGAAUGCGUAUCUAUGGAAUGCUUGUUCUUUUUUUGUGAAAUACA